This is a messenger RNA of Vairimorpha ceranae, 270 nucleotides long. Its product is annotated as 60s ribosomal protein l37a. Lineage: Eukaryota; Fungi; Microsporidia; Nosematidae. Gene Ontology annotation, molecular function: structural constituent of ribosome. Bases 1 to 270 code for a protein of 89 amino acids. The transcript has a single exon. The record is from RefSeq and is a predicted model, not a curated record. Gene Ontology annotation, biological process: translation. Gene Ontology annotation, cellular component: ribosome.
AUGUCUAAAGGAACAAAGAAAGUAGGUAUUUCUGGAAGAUUUGGUGCUAGAUAUGGAUCUACAUUAAGAAAAAGAAUGAAGAAAGUUUUGGAAACUCAGAAAAAAACAUAUGAAUGUAGAGCAUGCGGAAAGACAUCAGUAAAAAGGAAUGCAGUUGGUAUUUGGACUUGUAGAUCAUGUAUGGUUAAAUUUGCUGGUGGUGCAUAUUCUUAUGUUACUCCAGCUGGAACAACAUUUAAUAAUAUGUUGAAACAAGAAAAAGCCAAUUAA